Messenger RNA from Acanthosepion pharaonis, 1674 nucleotides. The record is from the annotation of a GenBank genome assembly. Lineage: Eukaryota; Metazoa; Mollusca; Cephalopoda; Sepiida; Sepiidae.
AUGUCUCGACAGGAGGAGAACGGCAGCAACAACAUCCACUGGAGCAACAUUAUAAAAAUCCUCUUAAAAGGCAGCAACUACAAGAAAAUGAAAGGUGUGAAACACUUGCCCGAAGGUAGCGGCUCUUACCUCGUUGGCUGUUUGGACAUCAUGACAGAAAGAAAUGGCCAAGAUAAGAAUGGUUCAUUCUUCCGCCUCUAUUAUCCGACUGGUUUGGCAACAAAUAAUUCUACAAACAAUAAGGAUAUUGAAUUGCCAUCAACCCCAUCUUCUGGUGCUUCCUCACCUAGCUCUGAACCCGAUGACCCACAGGAGCAACUCUACAAAAUGAACAGCAAAAACAAUGAGGAAACCAGUUGUCCAAGAUGGCCAAAAUGGCUACCCAAACCACGGUACCGAGAUGGUUACAUGCACUUUCUUGGAAAAGAGAAUUCUACCUUUUACAAUUGUCUUUUUGACUGGUUUGGAGGUGAGGUGUAUGUUCCUGCUCUUUGGGAUGCUCCACUGCUGCCUCAAGAAAUUUGUAACCAAUUCCCUGUCAUUGUGUUUUCCCAUGGCCUUGGGGGUAUCCGUACCACAUACUCUACUGUGUGCUUGGAUCUUUCCUCCCAAGGUUUCAUUGUUGCUGCCUUAGAACACAGGGAUGGUUCAGCAUCCGCCACUUAUUACCUUAACAGAUAUAGCUCUGUUGACCCAUUGAAGUCUUCCAGCAGAAGCAGUACUGAAGAUUCCAGCCCUGAUGAUAAUCAACCAUCCUCACCAACUUCCCAGGUAUAUGAAGAAGAAUGGAAGAUUUUUGAAAGAUAUGACACGUGGGAUGACUUUAUGGUUAGAAAUGCUCAGCUCCAACAGCGAACAGAAGAAUGUAUAAAAGUGCUGGACAUUCUCUGCAAAAUUAAUGAUGGCCUAGAAUUGGACAAUUUAGAACCAUCACAAGUGGAUCUGAAUGACUUUAAGAACCGGAUGAAUAUGUUGUGGGUCUGUGUUGCUGGGCAUUCUUUUGGAGGUGCUACAGCUGUAGCUACAUUGGCCAAAGAUAAAAGAUUUAAGGUUGGUGUCGUGCUGGAUGGCUGGAUGCUACCUCUUGAUGACAAUGUCUACCCCUGUGUCACCCAGCCAGUCCUCAUGGUGAACACAGAGACAUUCCAGUGGAAGAAAAACAUUUUAAGUAUGAAGAAGUUGGAGUCGAAAGAUGUUGAAAGAGUGAUCAUCACCAUUCGAGGAACCUGCCACCAGAGUUCUACAGACUUCCAGUUUCUUUUUAAUAAGUUUGUUGGACGAAUCAUGAAAGCUCGUUACACAUUGUCACCAAAACUUGCAGUUGAACUCACUGGGAAAGCUAUGCAAGGUUUCAUCUGGAAGCAUCUGGGGUUCACUGAUAAAGACUAUCAGAAGUUUAUAAUUUCUGGAAAUAUUUUUUCUUUUUUGUUUUGUUUUUUCUUUCUAUUUCCUUUCUUUUUUUUUCUCUAUUUUUUAAAUUUUUUUUCCUUUGUUUCUUCUUUUUUGUAUUUUUCGUUUUUUUCUUUUUUCCUUUUUCUUCAUUUUUUCAUUUUUCCUCCUUUUUUUCUAUUUUUUCCUUUUUUUCUUUAUUUCUUCUAUUUUUCCCUUUUUGUUUCUUUUCUGUUUUUCCUGUUUUGUUUCUUUUUUUCCCUUUUUUUCUUAAGAAAAUGCUAA